Blastomyces gilchristii SLH14081 is the source of this 2325-nucleotide messenger RNA. Its product is annotated as BEM46 family protein. Gene Ontology annotation, cellular component: membrane. Lineage: Eukaryota; Fungi; Ascomycota; Eurotiomycetes; Onygenales; Ajellomycetaceae. The coding region runs from base 696 to 1631 and encodes 311 amino acids. The record is from RefSeq and is a predicted model, not a curated record. Gene Ontology annotation, molecular function: palmitoyl-(protein) hydrolase activity. The transcript has 4 exons.
UCUCCCAAACACCCAGUAACUCCAUGAGCAACCAUUGUAGCUAACCUGAAUGUAGCAGGAGCUCGGAGUGGGAGACUGGCAAGAAUAAAGUGUCAAGCGACGGGAAGCGUGGAGCUGGGAAGAGAGAUAAAGAGGUCGAUGAGGUCGUUCAAUACCCGAGAAAGAGUUAUGCGAGUUGAAAUGAAGCUGUUGGCGAAAUUUCUCUGAGCGCAGUCCUGAUUGUCUGUGAUGUUGAGAGGGAAAAUGGUGAUUGAUGGUUAUUACUUGAGGCAGCAAGGUCCAACGCGUGUCGCCCGAUCGGGAAUGGCCUUGGCACUUGGCUGAUCCCCGGCUAUUAUAAUUGGCUAACGCGCUUACUGCGGUAAACUCUACGGGAAUCUCAACACCGGAGAGGAUAGCCAGAAGAGGCGUUCAAAAAUAUCCAGUCUAUUUUGCGUAUCUUGAGGCGAGGUCAUCGUCUUCCCUAAUUAUGUCUUGUUUGUGUACUGCGUAAACCGUAGUUGCAUCCGUUUGCCUCCGCCUUCUCUUCCCAGAUGCCUUGUGUGCGGCUGUUUUGGCCCGAGGUGACUUCCCAGACUGCCCCAUGUUUACUAGGCCCGCCUCCCCACGCACCCCUGGCUAAUCACGAUUCCUACACCAAGCUCAACUGUCACUGAAACCAACCAUAUACGCUCCCCGGAGAGGGCGAGACAGAUAUGGCAGACUCCCCACCGCCACCACCAUCCUGGAAUUUUAGUACAAUGGCUGGGAAUGUGGUGCAGUUUCUCAGACUCCCGGUUCUGGCGUCGUCUGGCCUGGCCAUUAUCGCCAGUGGCAUGCUCUAUUUCAAGCAAAACGAAAUAAUUUAUCCUCGCAAUGUUCCUCUUGGGUCACGCGCCGAAGUUCCUAAACCGUCGGAGUUUGGGAUGAACGACUACGAGGACCUUCGAAUCCCAACCCCUGACGGGGAAUCUCUCGCUGCGCUGUUUAUUCGCCCGUCUAAUAAGCGCCAUUCUAAGCCUAAAAUAACCGUCCUCAUGUUCCACGGUAAUGCAGGAAAUAUCGGCCACCGUCUCCCCAUCGCGCAGGUCUUGGAGCAGUCUCUGAACUGCAAUAUUUUCAUGCUCGAAUAUCGCGGUUAUGGCCAGUCGACAGGGACUCCGGAUGAACAGGGCCUGAAAAUUGACGCCCAAACAGGUUUGGAUUAUAUACGGCAGCGUGCGGAGACGAGCGAUACAAAAGUUCUAAUCUACGGCCAGAGUAUUGGUGGUGCGGUCGCGAUCGAUUUAACUGCGAAAAAUCAACAUCGAGGGGAUAUAGCAGGAUUGAUACUGGAGAACACGUUCUUGAGCGUUCAAAAGAUGAUCCCAAGUGUCUUCCCUGCUGCAAAAUACGUUGUUCGCCUUUGUCACCAAUACUGGGCUAGCGAGGAUACGCUGCCCAAGAUCACAAAGGUCCCGAUCCUGUUCCUGAGUGGGCUCAUGGAUGAGAUUGUCCCCCCUGAGCAUAUGGCCCAGCUUUUUUCGAUCUGCAAAUCUAGUACAAAAGUCUGGCGAACUUUCCCAAAUGGACAGCAUAAUGAUACAGUUGCGGAACCGGGGUACUUCGACUAUAUCUACUCUUUUGUUGUGGAUCACGUUCUAGAUGAUUGAGCUAGCCUAACUGCUCUUUUUAACGAUCUGAUAUAAACGUGCGGCCAUCCUGGAAUGGACCUGAAAUGGCAGUUACAUACCGUCAAAGCUGUUCUGGGCGGAAGGGAAUAUUCGCUGGAACAAGGUGUAACAGACAAUCCCGUAGCGAAAGGCACAGCUACUUUAUCCGGACGAGGCACGAAAGACAAAUGCUCAACAGCUUUCCAGUAAUGCUAUGUUGGAUUGAUCGAACCCCUUUUCUAUGUCUAGCGCCCUUCCCUAUGUGAUAUAAAAACACAUAUUGCCCCCCACAUCGCUUCUUGUAAUAAUGGCAUGAUUUUUAGUUUAUUUUUUGAUCCUAUCUCUAUUUCUCUUUCCCAUCGCAUCCAAUUUAUGCCUGAAUCCUCUUCUCAUGUAUGUCUAAGAUACCCUUUCAAAAAAAUUUCAAGGUUUUGCACGUCUCCAAUAUUGGCCCUCCCAACAACACAAAAUAUAAACUUGUCAGGGGGCAGUAUAGUGCCACCUAUCUACGGUUUUACAGAUAGUCACUGGGAUCAAAUCGCAUGCCUUUCCCAUCGAAACACUAAGGUACCUAGCGACAGUUUGUAUGCAGACACGAAGCCUGCACCGUUGUGCCUUUGGCCGAGGUUUUAAAAAGCUCAUAGAACAGGCAUAGGCUUGAUCCCAAGCCACCGAGCCAAAUAAGGCAGCUAGU